Molecule: messenger RNA, 1995 nt
Organism: Lingula anatina
Lineage: Eukaryota; Metazoa; Brachiopoda; Lingulata; Lingulida; Lingulidae
Product: toll-like receptor 2 type-1
Biological process (GO): signal transduction
Cellular component (GO): plasma membrane
Molecular function (GO): signaling receptor activity; protein binding
Source: RefSeq, a predicted model, not a curated record
AUGGGCACAGAAGGAUGCAAAAUCAAGAACAUCUCAGAAGGUUCGAUUGUUCAUUGUGCAAAUCAACGGCUGUCAGUGUUUCCAAACUUACCAAGCAAUACCAUAACCGCUGAUCUGCACGGCAAUGUGUUACCUUUUUUGAGAAGAGAAAACUUCAAAAGACUAAGAAAUGUUAAAAGCUUAACGCUUAGUAAUUGCAAUACUAAAGGAAUAGAAGAAGAUAGAGAAGGACCAGUCACCAGACAGACAUACAGACGCGAACGUAUUCUAUCCGAAAAGAAGAUGGCGACGGGACAAACAAAGGAAAUGAAAGGUAAGGAAGAACCUUUUGAUUUUUUAGAUAUUCGAGACCAGCUAGAAGAUAUUCAUAUGAAAUUAGAUGUUAUGGUAAAUGUGAAUGCUACAUUCCAAACAAAGGCACCUACAUUUAAACUACAUCUGUUAGACAACAAACUCCGCAAGCUCGACAGAAAGGACUUGACCCCAUUGAGGAAUGUGAAACACCUAACAAUUAAUCUGCGUCGAAAUCGUAUUGCAAAUAUUGCACAAGACACAUUCGUUGAUUUAAAAAAUAUCGUUAAAUUAGAUGUUUCAGAAAACCCUCUUUGUCAAAAUAAUGCCCAGGAAACAAAUGAAAGUCUGGAGGACAUCAACGUCCAAAGUUGGCCUUCAUGUAAUGCGGCUUAUAAUCUAUCUUUGGCGCUCCGGUCAACCAAAGUUGCUAACCUCGUCCUGGAGCACAUCGGCUGGAAAACGUAUCAACUAAAAGAAGAUGACUUCGUAAAUUUGAAAAAUUCUUCUCUCAGACUUCUCAAGCUUGGUGGAAACAACUUCGGAAGAAUACCAGAAGACGCAUUCCAGCAUGUCUCCACCUUGCAUUCUUUGUUUUUGGACAAUUGUGCUAUAGAUACCAUUCCUGCAAAUGCGUUUGCGCCUUUAAAGUGGCUUCGGUCAUUGCAUUUGGAGCGCAACAACUUAGAAACAGUCUUAGUUCAAAACGUCUUGGACUUUUGUCCUCGUCUAUCCUUUAUUGAUGUCAGCGGAAACAAAUUUAAGAACAGUCUCCCCAAUGGCACUAUUGAAAGAUACGUGAUAGCAAACCAUACCAAAAUUUCAACCAUAAAGCUUUCGCACAAUAACCUGAACCUGGUAUUUCAAGAAGGUUUAUUUGAAGGGCUCGAUUCACUUACUACAAUUGACAUUUCCACUAACAAAUUGAUUUGUGAUUGUCAGAUACGACCUCUACAAAAAUGGUUGGACAACCACAAGCAUAUCACAGUUAAAGGGAGACAUGAUUACUGCUUUGUCCCGGCAUCCACGACCAAUAAAAGAAUACAGGAGUACCGCCCUUCAUGGCUUGAUUGUGACAAUAACUUAGUUAUUUUGCUUGCUUCUUCAAGUGGAAGUCUUUUUUGUGUCGUUACUAUCGCUCUUGUGAUCUACGUCUUACGUUGGGAUAUAAAGUUUGCCAUCGCUGUGCGUCGUGCGCGAAGAUUUCCCCGCAAACAUGUCAGGAGAGGAAAAGAGUUUGAUGCCUUCGUAUCUUACUGUCCUCACGACAUAGCUUGGGUAAAGGAUGCCCUUAUUGCAAAAGUCGAAGAGGAUCAGUAUUUCAACUUUCAUUUAUGUGUACAUGAGCGCGAUUUUCUUGCUGGGAAAUUCAUUGUUGAAAAUAUAGAAGAGAACGUUGAAAAAAGCAAGAAAAUCAUUUUUGUUGUCACGGAAAGUUUUCUAGCAAGCGAAUAUUGCGACCUAGAAGUCAAUCUUGCAAAAACUAAAUUAUUUGAGCGCUCUAUUGAUUCGGUCGUAUUUAUUUGCUUUGAUAUGAUCAAGAAAUCAAAGAUGUCAGAACCGAUGAACACCAUGAUGCGCCAUUCAUGCGUUUUGUAUUGGCCACAAGAAGAUCGUCUGCGAGAACGUGCCAUCUUCUGGAAGAAACUUAAACUCGCCUUAUGGUCAAAACAAGACUUUGUUAUGGACGAAACUUUACUGUAA